AUGACCGGCAUUCAGGCAAGACUUCUAUCAUUACGGGUACUAAGACCAAACACAUUUGCCAGAGGGGUCAUAGUAGAAUCUCUUCUAAAGGAUUUAAGUUUGUCCAGCAAGUAUAACCCGAACUGUAUUGAAAACCCGAGUUUAUUUAGCGAGAUAGUCUUAGACUGGAAAACGGCAAUAAUUCGUCCGGUUUUCAAAGAAGGCGAUAAGUUUGAUGCUUCUAAAUACCGCCCUGUCAUUUUAUCAUCUCUUGUGGUCAAGGUGAUGGAAUCCAUAAUAUACGACCACAUGAUUGCAUUUCUAGUGACACACCAGCUCAUUCCACGCGAACAACACGAAUUCUUGUCAGGUAGAUCUGUUCAGUCAAACCUCUUGUGCUGUAUGUCCGACUGGACAAAAGAUGCAGAUUCGGAACGACCGUUGGAUGUCGUAUAA
Molecule: messenger RNA, 435 nt
Organism: Zophobas morio
Lineage: Eukaryota; Metazoa; Arthropoda; Insecta; Coleoptera; Tenebrionidae
Exons: 3
Coding region: 1-435 (144 amino acids)
Source: RefSeq, a predicted model, not a curated record